AUGUCUGGGGAGACGGGGCCAAUUAAGGUGUCGAUGGCAGUGGCCAUGGUGAUUUCGGGUUUCUUCGCCGUCGCCAUAUUCUACAGCGUGGAGAUUUUCAUCUGGACCCUCAUCAAAUUCAAGCGCAGGAAGAGCUUAUACUUCUGGAGCCUGGUGGUUGCUUCGCUCGGUAUAGCCGUCCAUUCUGUCGCCGUAUUUUUGCGUUACUUCGCCCUCGCGCCAAACGUUCUCAUGUGCGUCUUCACGCUCAUCGGCUGGUGGGCUAUGGUUACUGGCCAAUCCCUCGUAAUGUACUCGCGCCUAUAUCUCGCCGUGCGCAACCGGCGGAAGAUCAGAUGGGUACUAGUUAUGAUUGUCGCCAAUGUCUUCGUGUUGCACAUUCCGGUAUCGAUUCUCUUUCUCGCCAGUAAUAUCACACACUCGACACAGUUCAUCAACGCCUUUAAUAUCUAUGAGAGGAUCCAGCUGAUCGGCUUCUCCAUCCAAGAGUCCAUCAUCUCAGGCUUGUAUGUGUGGGAGGCCACGCAUGGGCUCAAACCCCUUAUGGAUAUGAAAGGACGCGAGGGAAAAAGGAUGAUACACCAUUUGAUUAUUCUAUUCGUCAUCGUUGUUUUGUUAGAUAUCAGCCUCAUCGUAACGGAGUUUACCAACAAUUUUGACAUUCAAACAACGUACAAACCCGUUGUCUAUAGCAUAAAGCUCAAGUUCGAGUUUAUCAUCCUCAACGAGCUGAUUAUGUUAACCCGGAUAGACAUAUGUACCUGUCACCGCCCGGAAGAUAUCCUUGAAAGGGACCACUCUCAGCUCGUUUCCGGCGCUACGCCGACCAACGAUACCCUCAUGCACGAUGGAGAUGAUACAAUUAUGCCCUUUCUUUAUGCGUGGUGUCGUAGUCAGCGGACACGUCACAACGCCGACUUCACCGAUUUCCUAGCGUCUACGACCCCUAAGAAACUAAGCCACAAUUGA
Molecule: messenger RNA, 969 nt
Organism: Trichoderma asperellum CBS 433.97
Lineage: Eukaryota; Fungi; Ascomycota; Sordariomycetes; Hypocreales; Hypocreaceae
Source: RefSeq, a predicted model, not a curated record